AUGGACGUAGAAUGCGAGGAGAGUCAGUACGGUCUGGAUUGUUUGGAAGCAUGUGGCAGUUGUCGAUAUCAGCAUCUAUGUAAUCACGUGAACGGAACCUGUAGAGGAGGUUGUAAACUUGGAUAUAAGGGAGAUAAGUGCGAUGAAGUUCAAGGGAAAGAAGGGUCUGACUGGCAAUCCCGAUUUUAUGGAGUUCUAGCUGCACUUUGUGUAUGCGUGGCCGUCCUCAUCGUGUUUAUAGUAGUUAUGUUACUACAACGAAGGCGUAAGAAUGGGAUGGAAACACGAAAAACACUUCGUGAAAGUCAGAUUCCUCAGUGUGAAAUUAGUUGCGUCGAUGUAAAGACCAAUGAAAAUGACAAAAGUGAAUACCAAGAGCUUGGUGACAAAAAUCUGGCUUACAAGAAACCUACAUGGCAAAGCACCAGUCAUGAUUCUACGGUUGGUUCUGAAAAGGCUGUUGAUGGGUUGUAUAAGGAUAGAUCAUAUACCGGAAAACAGUGCAGCAUAUCGUCACAGGGACACUCAAAUGUAACGUGGUGGGUAAAUCUCAUCAGGAUCCUAAGCGUACAUCAUUUAGUGAUAUACUACAGGACGGACAACCUGAAAUGGGAUGAAAAUCUUCAAUACACUUCGAGAUUUCUUGGAUUCUCUCUGUACAUUUCCAACACAACAGAAAGAAACAGUGGUGAAUUGUGUUUCCAUGACACAGAAUUUACAAAAUCAACUAUACCGGACACUUUCAACACAACAUGUACUAAACAAGGACAAUACGUCAUCUAUUAUAACUCCCGACCUCAGAAUAAUGACACAUUAAGGGGACUUUCACAAGAAGCAUUUAGUGAACUCUGCGAAGUUGAAGUAUAUGGUUGCAAUGAAACAGGCUAUUACGGAUCAGACUGUUCCCGUCCCUGUCCUGAUACAAACUGUCGUUAUUGUCACAUAGAGACGGGUGCGUGUCAGGGGUGUAAACCUGGGUACCAGGGACAUCAAUGUGAAGAAGAAUGCGAUGGAAAGAUGUAUGGGGAUUCUUGUAAGGAGGAGUGUGGAACCUGUCUGGGAUUUAAACAAUGUCAUCACGUCAAUGGUUCCUGUCCUGAAGGCUGUGACGCUGGAUAUGAAGGAGAGCUUUGUAAAACAGCUUGUUCCAAGGGGAAAUUUGGAGUAAAUUGUAAACAGAACUGCAGUAUGAACUGUGCGUUAUCUCACAUGUGUAACGGAACAUCUGGGGAGUGCGAGGGGGGCUGCAAACCUGGCUGGGAAGGGCUUCAAUGCAAUAAUGGUAAUUCCUUUUAA
Messenger RNA from Saccostrea echinata, 1296 nucleotides. RefSeq names its product stabilin-2-like. The transcript is spliced from 8 exons. Lineage: Eukaryota; Metazoa; Mollusca; Bivalvia; Ostreida; Ostreidae. Bases 1 to 1296 code for a protein of 431 amino acids. Gene Ontology annotation, molecular function: scavenger receptor activity. The record is from RefSeq and is a predicted model, not a curated record.